AUGUAUCGUCUGUCUGCUGGCACUGGACUGCGAUUGCGUUUCGUUUCAGAUCUGUCCCUCCUCGAUCGCCUUCUCGCUGCGGCGUCAAGCGUCUCCGAGGUGACCGCCGUACGGCGUGUUGUGCCUUGCGAGUCGGUGCAGCUCCUGAUUUACAGCUGGAAGCUGGGGCUUUAUCCAGUAGCCUUCAACGCAGUUGCGGGUAAAAGGUAUAAGGCCUUUCCAGCGUACGAAUACACAGUCGAGGCGCGCAUGCCGUGGAGUCGAGGCGAGGAGUUGGCUCUCACUCUCAAGAGCCGGCUGCUGGACAGGCAAAUAGCCUACGAGCAGGCCAGACUCCGCUUUCUCUUGACGCUGCCGCAGGAGUAUUCCGCGUCGCCUUCCGCUGCGUUGCUGCGCGCUUCUGAAUCUCCAGAGGUUGCUUUCACGGAUGAGCCUGUCUCCGCGAAAGAGGGCACUCUGUCCCCGAAGGAGCUCGCCGAGGCACUGCCUGCACCGACAGCAGCAGCGAUGCCUACCGCGUUGCCAGCACAGCAUUCAGAAGUUGGAGACUUGGCGAAUGACGACGAGAAGAAGGGCCUUUUGGAGGGCGGGGACCUUGCGAGGCUGCAAGGCGCUCCUCCACAAGCGGAUUCCAGCAAGAGCAACAGCAGCAGUGGGGGGGGCAAGCCAGCAACAGUGCCUCCUAGAGCAGCGGAUGCGGAGAUGGUCAGCGCGCACGUGGCGCCUAUGCCGUGGUACAGGACCUUUUUGGGCGUCUUGGCAAUGCUUCUUCUUUGCGUCAUUCUUAUGUUCUUUUGCUUCCGUCUGUGCGCGAAGAGACGCACAGAUAUCCCCGCCAGCAGCAGCCGAGUGACUGUCUCCGACACAACCCUAGGAGGGGACCAACCACGCGGGGGGGAAAAACUCCCCGAGAGGCGUCCUACUGGCCACAAUGAAGGAUAUGCGCAAGUAUCGGAUGUUGCAUCUUUAAGAGAUCCUGACAGCGGCUCCUCUUGGUGGGAGCAGGACGACCUUGAGGCUUUCGCUGCACGCUAG
Molecule: messenger RNA, 1035 nt
Organism: Cyclospora cayetanensis
Lineage: Eukaryota; Apicomplexa; Conoidasida; Eucoccidiorida; Eimeriidae
Exons: 2
Coding region: 1-1035 (344 amino acids)
Source: RefSeq, a predicted model, not a curated record